AUGAAGUUGAAAAAGUUUUUAUUGAGAUAUUAUCCACCAGGUAUCGGUCUCGAAUACGUUCAAAAUCAAGAAACUAAAACAAAAAUGAUAGAUUUGUUAGAUUUGACGUUGAAAACAGAUGUUCGAGAACUAUCCGAUAAAAUAUCGAAAAACGAACCGUUGAUAACGCAAAACAUUGUCUCGCAAUUGGGUGACACGAUAGAAAAAAUACAAAUAAAACUUCGAGAAUCUGCAAAUAAAAGAUUUCAAAAUUAUUUAACAUUGAAAACUCACAUACUACCCGUGACGAACGUCGCGUUCGAUAAAAAUGGACAAAGGUGCAUAACAGGUAGCUACGAUCGAACGUGUAAAGUUUGGAACGUUGAAAAUGGUAAAGAAAUUUUAACACUGGAGGGACACAUAAAUGCCGUUUAUUCAGUUUCUUUUAACAUGCCCACGUGUAAUCGCAUAUUAACGGGUUCAUUCGACAGAACUGCCAAAUUAUGGUGUUCACAAACCGGAAAUUGUUUGAGAACUUUAUGGGGUCACACGGCUGAAGUCGUGACGGCUAAAUUCGACGGAAAACAACAGCUCAUCGCAACGGGUUCCAUGGAUAGAACGGCAAAAUUAUUCGACGUCAUGACAGGGCAAGAAACGGGAACUCUUCGGGGUCACACGGCCGAAGUAACGACUGUAGAUUUUGAUAAAACCGGUAAUCGAUUGAUAACGAGUUCUUUCGACAGUACCGUUAGCGUGUGGGAUACUAGAACGAAUAAGAGAGUCGGAGUUUUGAUAGGACAUCGAAAUGAAAUUUCAAACGCUCUCUUCAAUUUCGAUUGUGAUUUAAUUGCGAGCAGUUCCGUUGAUAAAACGGCUAAAAUUUGGGAUCCUCGCAUGUUUACCUGUCUCGUGACGAUCACGGGCCACGACAGCGAUGUACUAGAUAUAGCUUUCGAUUGUUACGGUAAAAGAUUAGCAACGGCGAGUACGGAUUGUACGGCACGAGUUUGGGACGUAUCAUCAAAUUUUAAAUUAAUAUCGACGAUGGAAGGACACAAAGAUGAAGUUUCUCAAGUUUGUUUCAAUCCAGGUGGAACUCAAGUGUUGACAGCUUCCAACGACAAAACGGCCCGAAUUUGGAAUCCUGACACGGGUUGUUGCAUUCAGGUAUUGCAAGGACAUUCCGAUGAAGUUUUUUCAGGUGUUUAUAGUUAUAAUGGUGACGUUUUAAUGACAGCAUCAAAAGAUAAUACUUGUCAGAUCUGGAAAUAA
This is a messenger RNA of Pediculus humanus corporis (human body louse), 1251 nucleotides long. Its product is annotated as WD-repeat protein, putative. Gene Ontology annotation, molecular function: protein binding. The coding region runs from base 1 to 1251 and encodes 416 amino acids. The transcript has 10 exons. The record is from RefSeq and is a predicted model, not a curated record. NCBI's taxonomy places the organism in Eukaryota, Metazoa, Arthropoda, Insecta, Psocodea, Pediculidae.